UCUGAAAUCUGAAGGAAGGUUGUGUAUGUUGCUGUGAUGUUUUGCUUUUCUUUCAUUUAUUAUUUUCUGCAAAUUUUGAAAUGGUUCUCGUUUGAAUCAUUUUGAACAAGCUUCAGUUGACAUUUAAAUCGAACAGUACCGAAACUCCCAGUCAUGGCCCUCACCGUAGAUCAGUGCGACAUUUUGCUGGGCCUCUUGGAAGUCCACAGCGUUCGGAACUUCACUUUGGAAGCACUCUCAAACGAAUUGCGGAAAAAAUUCGACAGCUCGGAGUACUUCAAAGUCGGAUCUUGCAUAAUCAUGCUCCUGCAAAACAGCCUGCUUCCUGAAGCCGAGCAACGAUUAGCUGCAUUAACUCUGCUCUUUGAGCUCUACAGGGGCGACUCUGUGGCAAAAACCCCUUUUGCCAACGUCUUCAUCCACCUUCUGUACCCACCGGAGCAGCAGAGCAGCGUGGGGGCCCCGAAACUAGAGUACCCUGGCCAGUUGCCGAGAUUAUCACCUCCAGAGAAACAUUUCAUUACGCAGCUCUUGUCGGAUUGUCCGAAAGACUCGCUAUUGAAGAAAACCGCGUUGCAGGUCGUCAACUCGGAUGCUUCUCCUCAGGGUAACUUUGAUUUUUCAUCCAUUCAGCUGGCUCUUGCUGAGAAGCAGUCGGAGCUGCCACAGAUGUGUAAAAAUGGGAUACCUGUGAUUCUGUCUAUACCCGAGAAAAGUACGAACAGCUACAGCUUGGAAGCAAUGAAGGACGAUGCCAUUGUCAAGAAGUUGGUUACCGGAGAUAAUCCCCCAGUCAACAGGGUUUACAAACCUGAGUUCGUGACCCUGGCUCCUCCUUUGAUGAACUGUCAGGAUGAGCCUGUGUGGCUGAACCCCACCACGCCCAAAGAGCACAGUAUAGCCUAUGAUACGACCAUGUGUGUGCCGGAUACGGCUGGCUAUGAAGCGCGUCAGCUCAUGAACAAGGCUUACAAGGCUGCUUUGUCUAUUCAGCAGCAACAGCAACUCCUGGGGGAGCUAGAGAAUGACUCGAAACUCGUGUACCACAUAGGUCUAACCCCUUCGAAGCUUCCGGACCUGGUGGAGAAUAAUCCCCUGAUAGCCAUCGAAGUUCUACUGAAACUCAUGCAGUCCAAGCAGAUUACGGAGUACUUCAGCGUUCUGGUCAACAUGGAGAUGUCCCUGCACUCUAUGGAAGUCGUCAACCGGUUAACUACGACCGUGGAUUUGCCUACGGAAUUCGUCCACCUGUACAUUUCAAAUUGCAUAUCGACUUGCGAAACCAUCAAGGACAGGUACAUGCAGAACCGGUUGGUGCGUCUCGUUUGCGUUUUCCUGCAGUCUCUCAUAAGGAAUAAGAUCAUCAACGUGCAGGAGCUGUUCAUAGAGGUGCAGGCGUUUUGCAUCGAGUUCAGCAGGAUUCGCGAAGCGGCUGCUUUGUUCAGGCUGUUGAAGCAGUUGGAGUCUGGAGAACUUGGCCUGGGAGCCUCCCCGACAACCAACGUAAAGAGCAAGUUGGAGGCGUGAAUUUGGUAUUUGUGUUUUUGCUCCCCCACAAUUUUUGUUGGCUCCAUGGAAUGUUGAUGUUUUGUCUCCGGGUUUCAUGAUCGUUUUGGAGAGCAACAAGGAUUUGAUGUUCAUUUUCAGUGUGCUUGUUUACGGGAUUUCAAGGGGAGAGUAAGAACUUCAUAAAACGACAUACCAAGUUCUUCCCUGGCUUAUAUGUCCUCGUUUAUAACAAUUAGCAAUGUGAUGAAUUCUUAUCAUGUAGUUUUGAGAAGUAAAACAAUUCUGUAUUAUUCAUAUUCGAAAUACUGUCCAAAACAAAUGCUUUUCCCAAU
Leptinotarsa decemlineata (Colorado potato beetle) is the source of this 1841-nucleotide messenger RNA. It is a transcript of the gene Not11, whose product is annotated as CCR4-NOT transcription complex subunit 11. Lineage: Eukaryota; Metazoa; Arthropoda; Insecta; Coleoptera; Chrysomelidae. The record is from RefSeq and is a predicted model, not a curated record. Gene Ontology annotation, cellular component: CCR4-NOT complex.